Messenger RNA from Cryptococcus wingfieldii CBS 7118, 975 nucleotides. Its product is annotated as DNA-binding protein. Gene Ontology annotation, molecular function: protein binding. The transcript has 7 exons. The coding region runs from base 1 to 975 and encodes 324 amino acids. The record is from RefSeq and is a predicted model, not a curated record. Lineage: Eukaryota; Fungi; Basidiomycota; Tremellomycetes; Tremellales; Cryptococcaceae.
AUGGGAGACCGACAGCAACUUUUAGAUAUGGGCUUCGAAGCCGACCGGGUAGACUGGGCCCUUCGCGCCACGAGAAAUGCUGGCCUGCAACCCGCCAUGGACCACCUCCUCAACAACUCUGACAAGCCCAUACCCGCCGCUGCGACGGAGGAAGUGGAUGAAGAUGAUGAAGAUGCUGUCAAGGCGCAUAUUGAGAAACUGGGCGGGACGGUAGAUGAUUCCGACGCUGUUGCGAAGUCAAUCAAAUGUACAGAAUGCGGCAAGACAUUCCGGUCCUCCGCUACCGCCUCUUUCCACGCCGAAAAGAGCGGUCACGACCAAUUCGAAGAAUCCACCGAAGAGAUCAAGCCCUUAACGGAAGAGGAGAAGGCGGCGAAAUUGAAGGAUUUGAGGGAAAAGCUGGCCAUUAAGAGGAAGGCGCAGGAGAAGGAGAGUUCGGCGGCUGAUAAGGCUAAUGAGGCUAUUAGGAGGAAGGCGGGGCAGGAUACAGGCAAGAUCAGGGAGGAUAUGAAGAUCAAGGAGAUGCAGAAAGAUGUAGAGAGGAAGAAGCGGGAGAAGUUGGAAGAUGCCAAGGCAAGAGCUGCUAUCAAGGCUCAGAUUGAGGCGGAUAAAAAAGAGCGAGCCGAAAAAGCCGCCCGAGAAAAAGCACUCAGAGAUGGAACUUCCGCCCCUGCCCCUGCCCCCGCUGCUGCUGCCCCGGCACGCCCGGCUUCGAAUGUCAAGAGCAGUGAGAACCCCGAGACGCGGCUGCAGGUUAGGAUGCACACUGGUGGUGCGCCUAUCACCAAGACGUUCCCUAGUGAAAGCAAACUGCGCGAAGUGGCAGAAUGGAUCGCCUCGGAAAACCUGGCUUAUGAUGUAGACACUGUGACUUUGUCUAUGACUUUCCCUCGAAAGAAGUUCACCAGCGCGGAUAUGAGCAAGACGCUGAAGGAGAAUGGGCUGACACCGUCUGCUGUCAUCAUGGCCAACUAG